This is a messenger RNA of Diaporthe batatas, 1648 nucleotides long. RefSeq lists its product as uncharacterized. NCBI's taxonomy places the organism in Eukaryota, Fungi, Ascomycota, Sordariomycetes, Diaporthales, Diaporthaceae. Gene Ontology annotation, cellular component: cytoplasm. The record is from RefSeq and is a predicted model, not a curated record. The transcript has a single exon. Gene Ontology annotation, biological process: threonyl-tRNA aminoacylation. Bases 35 to 1609 code for a protein of 524 amino acids. Gene Ontology annotation, molecular function: ATP binding; threonine-tRNA ligase activity.
CGCAACUGAACAGCUCGGUCGGAGCUUCGAAUGAAUGAAUGAAUGUCUGCCCAGACUGCCUGACAGACCUGGAAUCGACAACGCCAUGCUGGGCACACGGUUCACCAGGGUCCCACUACGGUCAGUUCGACACCCACGGCUCCCAGCCUCGCGCUGGCGGAGGGAGCCUCUCCUCCCAGCUCCGGCUCCGAAAUGUCAACAGCAGCGGCACUGCGCGAGCUGCCCUCCGCCGAAGCAGUCGCCCCUGCCGAGACCACCCGCUGAUCACCGCCAGCUCGCCGUGCAGCAGGAGCUCUUCACAACCUCGGUCUACUCCCCCGGCAGCCCCAUCUUCCUGCCCGCCGGUGCCCGCAUCUUCAACCGCCUCGUCGAGUUCCUCCGCCGCAAGUACGUCAAGUAUGGCUUCCAGGAAGUCAUCACCCCCACCAUCUACAAGAAGGCCCUGUGGGCAAGGUCGGGCCACCUCGAGAACUACGCCGACGACAUGUUCACCGUGACGAGCACGUCGCCCUCGCGCAACGACCCCGCCGCCGAAGAGGAGGACGAGUACGGCCUGAAACCAAUGAACUGCCCGGGCCACUGCCUCAUCUUCGCCGCCCGCCGCCACUCCUACCGCGACCUCCCCAUCCGCUAUGCCGACUUCUCCCCGCUGCAUAGGAACGAGAUUUCCGGCGCCCUGAGCGGCCUCACCCGCGUGCGCCGCUUCCACCAGGACGACGGCCACAUCUUCUGCCGCCCCUCGCAGAUCGAGGACGAGAUCCGCCGCACCCUCGACUUUGUGCGCGAGACAUAUGAGACCUUCAAGCUGGGCCCCUACAGGCUGGUCCUGUCGACGAGGCCCCAGGACCAUUACAUCGGCACCCUGGACGAGUGGGACCAGGCCGAGGGUGCGCUGAAGAGCGCGCUGGACCACGCGGGCCAGUCGUGGACCCUCAACGAGGGAGACGGCGCCUUCUACGGGCCCAAGAUCGACAUCAUCCUCAAGGACUCGGACGGGAAAGAGCACCAGACGGCGACGGUGCAGCUGGACUUCCAGCUGCCCAAGCGGUUCGAGCUGGAGUACGAGGCCCCUGCGCCUGAGCUGGAACAGAGGGGCGUGGCCUCGUCCGAUCCUGCCCAGCAGUCUGUCGUGGGCCGCGUCCGGCCCGUGAUGAUCCACAGAGCCGUGCUGGGCUCCGUAGAGCGGUUGAUGGCCCUGCUGAUCGAGCACUUCGACGGCAAGUGGCCGUUUUGGCUGAACCCCAGGCAGGUCGCCAUCAUCACUGUCAACGACACUGAGCCUGUCGUGGCUAUGGCCAGGGAGACCAUGGCCAUCCUGCUGGGCACGGCAGACAGCCGCAGUGAGCCGCUGGCGGAUGCGGUCAGCCACCCAUCACAGCUGGCGGUUGACCUGGAUGAUAGCCCGCGGAGUGUGGGCUUGAAGGUCCGCGAGGCGAAAGCCAAGGGCUACGGCGCGAUCGUCGUCAUCGGCCCCAAAAAUGUAGAGAGUGGGAGUGUAAGUGCCAACCUGUCAGGCAUACCGUCGUUGAAAGACCAGAAGGACGAUGUGCCCAUGACAGCAAUAGACCUCCUGCGCUUCCUGAAGCAGCAGGUAGACAUGUACGAGUAGGAAGAAAGUAAAAGAAAUGUCAAAUUCGUGAUACCCUCG